Messenger RNA from Didymodactylos carnosus, 651 nucleotides. The record is from the annotation of a GenBank genome assembly. Lineage: Eukaryota; Metazoa; Rotifera; Eurotatoria; Philodinida; Philodinidae.
AUGCUUGCAACGCUCUGUCUUCGUUGUAUGAUACUACUCAGCUGGCAAGUAUUUUGUAAUCAUUUGUUAUCAAAAUUGAUGAACAAUGAAUCGGGCAACAAAAUGAAUCAAAUGAACAAUCAUCGUCGGUUGUCUAUCAUGAAAAAUAAUAGUGAUCCACAUUGGAUAUUUUUAGACAGAAACUGUAUCGAUGUAUACGGUUUCUGUUGCAUUGAUCAACCAAACAGUGUCCCUAAUGAUUUUUUAUCUGUUUUAAUUCAGCAAACAAAUGAAAUAAGCGUUGGAAUUAUCAUGGAUACACCUCAUGAUACCCUAUUACUUAAAAUUCCCUUUAUGAUCAAUCAAACAUUGGAUGCACUUCCAGCCAUUGAACAAUGGUACAAAGCGUUCAAUGUUCCAGUUAUUAGAAUGAGUAAAUUGUAUGAUAAAUUCGAUAUGAAUUCAUUCAAUGGAGAGGUUUUGUGGACAGAAAGAUCAAUACAAAUACUAUUAGAAGAAAUUGACAAACAAAUUAAAGAGAGACUACUUCAAAAUGAUAUACAUCUGCAAUCACAACAACAAUUGUUUAAACCUUGGAUGAGAAGAGGAUCAAAUGCUCCACCCGUUCAGGAUGCGAAUGAAUAUAACAAGCAAGAAGAACAAGAUAGCUGA